Molecule: messenger RNA, 2496 nt
Organism: Acanthosepion pharaonis
Lineage: Eukaryota; Metazoa; Mollusca; Cephalopoda; Sepiida; Sepiidae
Source: the annotation of a GenBank genome assembly
AUGCGCAAGUCGUUUGGCAUCUUUUCUUGGGCGACAACAGCCGUUGCGGUCAGUCAUCCGUCGGCAGCAGUUGUGGGUGCUGUUUUGCUCGUUUGCUGUCAUAAAGUUUGGUUCGCAAGGAGGCGUUCGUUUUUGGUUCGCAAGAAGGCGUUCAUGUUUGUGUCACAAGAAGGCGUUCAUCUUUUGCGUCACAAGACGACUGACCGCAACGGCUGUUGUCGCCCAAGAAAAGAUGCCAAACGACUCGCGCAUCUUCUUCUUAUAGUCCUCGGUGACAAAGGUGACAAACAAAGCAAAGAAUCAGAGAAGGAAAAAGAAAGAGAAAGAGAAAAAGAGAAAGAGAAAGAAAGAGCUGCUCGAGAGGCUGCAUCACAAUUACUUGGAAGUAAUGAAGCAACUGAUGUUGAGGAAGGAGAAGGAGACAAAGAAGGAAAAGUCAAUCAUGUUUUGGGAGUGCCUUGUAUUUUUAUUGACUGUGCAAAUAAUAACACAUCAUUGCUGGAACAAAUUAUGAAGACAGAGAAACUCCCACAAGUCAGUGAGGUUUUGGAAGGUCUGGGACUUGGUCCAAAGGGACCACCAAUUCCUCCAGCAGCAAUAUUUGCAGUUGUACCCUACCCAGUCAAGAGACGUCCUUCUGCUACAAUGGAGCUUUCAAAGUAUUAUGUAUUUGUUGCAUCAUCACCUGAUGAUCCUAAUGUAAUUAUUGAGGAAAAAGUAAAAGAACCCACUGAAGUAGAAGAGGUGCCAAUUCCAGAUAAAGAGAAGCCAGAGAGAGCCACUCCUGCCUCCAAGAUGAAGACAAAGAUGGCAGAAAGACAAAGGGGAAGUAUUGACUCCAGUAAGAAGAAAAGUGCAGACAAGAAGAAGAAUCCCCCACCAAAAUCACAGUUCCAGUUACCAUCUCCUCCUCCUGGAGGCAUCACCCCAAGUUCUGAUGAUGGCCAAAGUUUGCUGGGUGACAACAUUGCACUGAGUGAACCAAAGACACCAAAGCUGAACUAUUUUCGAUGGAUUGUUCCUGCAAAUGGUGAAGUCACGCUAAGAAUCCGAUUCUUGUCUAAUGAACUCGGUCAGUUUGAUCACACCCUGACUUUUGAGAUAACAGGCACAAGACGCCGAUACCAGAUCUUCAACCGAGGAAUUUGUGCCUUCCCAUCCAUCAGCAUGGAUCCAAAGACAGUGUUUGUUCGUCGGAAAAAGUCAAAAGGCUAUCUGGAAAUUGUUCACAAAAAAUACAUCCUUUCCUCAGAUACAUUUGAAUUUGGACCGCUCCUGGUUGGAAAUUGUGUGGAUAAGUACAAAGAAUUCCAAGAGAAUGUAGAAUUUUUCAACAUUGUCAACAUCUCCCCGAUGGAAGCAGAAGUCUAUUUUUGUUUCUUGCAAGACAAUAAGAGAGAAACAUUUAUGCUUGACCCACCAAGUAUGACCUUAGCACCUGAUGAGUCCAAGAAACUUUCUGUAUGGGCAUGUCCUCGUCAGCCAGGGCAUUUCUCUGAUGCUGUCGUCUGCUGUAUUAGGGAGAACCCAGAGACUGUGAUAUUUAAAAUAAGCUGUGAUGGAUUUAGACCUGAGCUGGAACUUGACAAAAGAGUUUUUCAAUUUGACAAGGUUCUAAUAUUAAGAGAAGAGAUGCGCACCAUUUACCUACGCAAUCGCACUCAAAUGCCUGUAGCUUGGAAAUUGAUAGGAACUGAAAAUAUUGGCGAAGAAUUCUCUGUGUCUGUCCAUAGUAACGUGGUGGAGCCAUUGACUGAGUAUCCACUCCAGGCAUUCUUUUGUGCUAAAAAACCUGUAAUGAUUACAAAAAAGCAGAUCAAACUAGAGAUAUCAGAUGUAGACAAUAUAGUAAAACCGAUUACAGAACAAAUCAACAUUGUGGCUGAGGCAUACGAUGUAGCAGUGGACAUCAGUUUCCCUAAAGGCAUUGCUUCAGAUGAUGAGAGACGUCUUGAUUUUGGGACUGUGCGUGUUUCAGAGGACAGCAAACAAGCACUGACUUUGAAAAACAAAGGAAAAUAUGAUAUUCUUUACAACAUUGUGCCAAAUCCUGAACUACAUGACAAGUCCUUGAUAUCAUUCUUCACAGUGACACCAAUGAGAGGUGUUUUGUCACCACUGGACAGACCAUUUACAGCCCAUGUUGUAUUCAAUACAGAAAAACAAAUUACAAUCAAAGAUAUCAACAUCUUCCUUUGUCAAGUGAUUGAUCCAACCGGUGGAGAAUUGGUUGUGGCCAAUCUGCCUAUUAAAAUAUCUGUGAAGGCUGUUUUUAGCAAGUUCAUAAUAAGUCCCGAGAAUGACAUCAAUUUUGGCUUUUUAAUUCUCUUCAUAUCUAUCUUGGUCCAUUUUGAUCUUUUUAUAUCUAUCUGUCCAUCUAUCUAUCUAUCUCAUUCCAUUUCAAUUGUUUCAUAUUUAUUUUUCUAUCUAUCUAUCUAUCUAUCUAUCUAUCUAGCUAUCUAUCUAUCUAUCUAUCUAUCUAUCUAUCUCAGCUGA